UCACAGCGGUAUCACUGAGGAAGAAAGAACAGAAGGCGACAGGAGUGAAGAAAGGAAUCUGCCUGCUGGACAACAACAACAAUAUUGACAGCACAUUCAAAUAUGCGAUGUUACAUGUGGAUAUGGCCAUGUGGGAACACUAACCCUAUAAAGGCAGAAGUUGAGGAGACACUAAAGAGAAUUCAAACUCACAAAGGUGUAAUUGGAACAAUAGUUGUUAAUGCCGAGGGUAUCCCAAUCAGAACUACCUUAGACAACUCCACUACGGUGCAGUAUGCUGGUCUGCUGCACCAGCUCACUAUGAAAGCCAGGAGCACAGUCCGAGACCUCGACCCUCAGAACGACCUGACCUUCCUCCGCAUCCGCUCCAAAAAGCAUGAGAUCAUGGUGGCACCUGACAAGGAGUAUCUAUUGAUAGUCAUCCAGAACCCCAGUGAAUAGCCCCAGGAUGUUCCUGUGAGAGUCAGGCUGUAGCUCCUCACACACUGAUCUUUCUCAAGAAUAUAUGUUUUGUUUAGCUGAACCACACUUUUUGCUUUCUUUCUAUUUUCUUUUUUGUCUAAUUUUGAAACUCUGCAAUAUGAUGCCUUACUCUAUAUACUAAUUAUCUUCCUUAGCUAGCCAUUGUCGUCAAUUCAAAACAAUAAACAAGGAUGUCAUAACAA
This is a messenger RNA of Oncorhynchus nerka (sockeye salmon), 665 nucleotides long. Its product is annotated as dynein light chain roadblock-type 2-like. The record is from RefSeq and is a predicted model, not a curated record. Bases 103 to 441 code for a protein of 112 amino acids. Gene Ontology annotation, biological process: microtubule-based movement. Lineage: Eukaryota; Metazoa; Chordata; Actinopteri; Salmoniformes; Salmonidae. Gene Ontology annotation, molecular function: dynein intermediate chain binding. Gene Ontology annotation, cellular component: cytoplasm; cytoplasmic dynein complex; centrosome. The transcript has 5 exons.